GGCCGGCGCGGGCCCCUGGUAGGCGGGCGGUACAGCCCGUGCCCGAGAUCUGGGCCUGAGCACCAGGGGUUCGAGUCCAGCCCCCGCCGGGCGACCUCGCAGCGCCGCCCCUGCUCUUUGAGCACCUCCCGUGUGACAAGCCCAGGACCAGGCGGCGACGCGGCCCUUUUGGGGCCCCCAGUCCUGGUGGCGAAAGGCCCAGACGAUGAGUGACAAACUGGACAGCGAAGGCCCAGAGCCCAUGGAGGGCUGCAGCCAGUAUAGCAGCAGUGCCCUGGUUAGCCCCGCAGCCCCGGCACCUCAGGAGGAGGAGGAGGGAGCUGGCACCGCCACAGGGCCCGGGCCUCAGCUGGGGCUCUACAGCUACAUCAGAGACGAUGUGUUCACCUCGGAGAUCUUCAAGCUGGAGAUGCAGAACGUGCCUCGCCACACCAGCUUCAGCGACGUCCGGCGCUUCCUGGGCCGCUUUGGCCUGCAGCCCCACAAAACUAAACUCUUCGGGCAACCACCCUGCGCCUUCGUGACGUUCCGCAGUGCUGCCGAGCGGGACAAGGCCCUGCGAGUGUUGCACGGCACCCUCUGGAAAGGCCGCCCACUCAGCGUGCGCCUGGCCCGGCCCAAGGCCGACCCCAUGGCCAAGAGGCGGCGGCUGGAGGGUGAGGGUGAUCCUCCUGUCACACGAGUCGCCGACGUUGUCACCCCUCUUUGGACAGUUCCCUACGCUGAGCAGCUGGAGCGGAAGCGGCUGGAGUGUCAGCAGGUGCUGCAGAAGCUCGCCAAGGAAAUUGGGAACACCAACCGCGCCCUGCUGCCCUGGUUGCUUGCACAGAGGCACAAGCACAACAAGGCCUGCUGCCCUCUGGAGGGGGUCCAGCCAUCACCCCAGCAGACUGAGUAUCGUAAUAAGUGUGAGUUCUUGGUCGGCGUCGGGGUGGACGGGAAGGACAACACAGUAGGCUGCCGGCUUGGCAAGUACAAGGGUGGGACGUGUGCUGUGGCUGCCCCCUUUGACACUGUGCACAUCCCUGAAGCCACCAAGCAGGUGGUGAAGGCCUUCCAGGAGUUCAUUCGGUCCACUCCAUACUCAGCGUAUGACCCAGAGACGUACACGGGCCACUGGAAGCAGUUGACCGUGCGCACCAGCCGCCGCGGCCAAGCCAUGGCCAUCGCCCACUUCCACCCCCAGAAACUGAGCCCCAGGGAGCUGGCGGAGCUGAAGGCCUCCCUAGCACAGCACUUUGUGGCAGGGCCAGGCAAUGCCAGUGGGGUGACCUGUCUGUACUUCGUGGAGGAGGGACAGCGAAAGACUCCCAGCCAGGAGGGCCUGCCCCUGGAGCAUGUGGCUGGGGACCGGUGCAUUUAUGAGGACCUGCUUGGGCUGACCUUCCGGAUCUCACCUCACGCCUUCUUCCAGGUAAACACGCCUGCGGCCGAGGUGCUCUACGCAGUCAUCCAGGAUUGGGCACAGCUGGAUGGGGGCAGCACGGUGCUGGACGUGUGCUGCGGUACUGGCACCAUUGGCCUGGCCCUGGCCCGGAAAGUGAAGAGAGUCAUCGGGGUCGAGCUGUGCCCAGAGGCCGUGGAGGAUGCCCGGGUGAAUGCCCAUGCCAAUGAGCUGAGCAACGUUGAGUUCCACUGCGGGAGGGCUGAGGACCUAAUGCCUGCCCUGGUGAGCAGACUGGCCUCCCAGCAACUUGUGGCCAUCCUGGACCCACCCCGUGCUGGCCUGCACUCCAAGGUGAUCCUGGCCCUCCGCAGAGCUGAGAACCUUAAGCGGCUCCUCUAUGUUUCCUGCAACCCUCGGGCAGCCAUGGGCAACUUUGUGGACCUCUGCAGGGCCCCGUCUAACCGCGUGAAGGGCACCCCAUUCCAGCCAGUGAAGGCUGUGGCCGUGGACCUGUUCCCACAGACCCCACACUGCGAGAUGCUCAUCCUGUUCCAGAGGGUGGAGCACUCCAAUGGCACAGGGGUCCUGGGGCCCCAAGGCCCUCCAGCCCAGCCCCAACCAGGGCCCCCAGAUGACACCUCACAGGAGACUGGGGCCUCCCUCUCGUCCUAGGCCCUGGGACCAAUAGCAGCCAGCUCUCCCAGACCAGGGCCGGUCACAGGGGCAGAAGACCAGGGACCCCCACAGCCCUCCCCAGGCGCUCCAGGAUGCAGAGCAGCUGGCAGCCCCACCAGGAACAGCCUGUGGCCACAGGCUCUGAGCUCCAACUAGGAAGGUGGGAGGUCUCCUGUGGCCCGUUCCCCAUCUCCACGUACCUUCUGGAACAGCUAGGCUGUGAU
This is a messenger RNA of Propithecus coquereli (Coquerel's sifaka), 2286 nucleotides long. RefSeq names its product tRNA methyltransferase 2 homolog A (S. cerevisiae) (gene TRMT2A). The transcript has 12 exons. The record is from RefSeq and is a predicted model, not a curated record. Bases 206 to 2059 code for a protein of 617 amino acids. Lineage: Eukaryota; Metazoa; Chordata; Mammalia; Primates; Indriidae. Gene Ontology annotation, molecular function: RNA binding; RNA methyltransferase activity. Gene Ontology annotation, biological process: RNA processing.